GAAUUUUGUGUAAAGUUGCAAUAUUUUGUGGUGCAUAUUGAGGGAAUGCAGCUGUAAACAUACACCCAGUAACGCUAAAGCUCCUCUUGUUUAACAUUAGUAGUAUUUUCCUGGAAAAAAAAUAUGACCUUGUCAGCAAUGGCUUCUCAUAGCAUAACAAGCAGCUUGACCUGGUUAAUUAACUUUUCAACAAAAUCCCAUUUCACUAUCGAUCAUAGAACCCAGUUUUGCACAGCUGUUGGGACUCUAAAGAGACCAAGAAACAGGAAUUCCUUCAAAAUUCGAGCUAUGGGCUCCUCACCUUCUUCCCCUAAACCAGACAGCGCUCAAGCAACUAGUAAUGUAGAUUACAGUUCUUUAAGUGAAGAAGAAUGGAAGAAGCAGCUCACAGAGGAGCAAUUCCAUAUAACCAGGCAAAAGGGUACUGAAAGGGCUUUCACUGGGGAAUACUGGAAUACCAAAACCCCUGGAACUUACCACUGCAUCUGUUGUGAGACUCCUCUUUUUGAAUCAUCUACCAAAUUUGACAGUGGAACUGGAUGGCCAUCUUAUUAUAAGCCGAUUGGAAACAAUGUAAAGUCGAAAUUGGACUUGUCCAUCAUUUUCAUGCCCCGACAGGAAGUUCUGUGUGCAGUUUGUGAUGCUCAUCUUGGUCAUGUGUUUGAUGAUGGCCCUCCACCUACAGGAAAUCGGUAUUGCAUCAACAGUGCUUCUCUGAAGCUGAAACCAAGUAAAGGUCCACGUUAGAUGAGAGCAGAUUAGAGGCACUGAAGUUUGGACUAUGACAGAUUACUACAUAUUCUGGAGCAUCCAUUUCUAGAAUCCUGCUUAGAUAGUAGUAACAGCCUAGAAAACAAUGUCAUGGGUGUACAUCUAAUAUAGUUCAAUUAAAUCUCUGGAACUUCAUCUAUCCUGCCGGGUACAAGUUCUUCUUCAUUGUUGUAAUCUGGGGAGAUGGAGUUGAUACUUCAUGGGAUGAAGGGAUGGAUGCUUUCUCUAUUCUUGAAAAGAAUAGAUUUCAAACAUCAGAUGAUGUUGCCCUUUUCCGCCUGUUUUUAUUAUCUAAAAUGCAUUAAUCGGACUUGAAUAAA
This is a messenger RNA of Coffea eugenioides, 1091 nucleotides long. Its product is annotated as peptide methionine sulfoxide reductase B1, chloroplastic-like. Gene Ontology annotation, molecular function: peptide-methionine (R)-S-oxide reductase activity. NCBI's taxonomy places the organism in Eukaryota, Viridiplantae, Streptophyta, Magnoliopsida, Gentianales, Rubiaceae. The transcript is spliced from 5 exons. Gene Ontology annotation, cellular component: cytoplasm. The coding region runs from base 124 to 747 and encodes 207 amino acids. Gene Ontology annotation, biological process: response to oxidative stress; protein repair. The record is from RefSeq and is a predicted model, not a curated record.